AUGUCGGGUAUCGCUUCCAAGAACCUUUACGAGCUUCUCGGCAACGACCACGAAUAUGAUUCCGACAAGGAGCCAGAGCCACCAGUGAAGGUUGUCGAUAAGACUCCAGCCCGCAACACCAAGCGCAAUGCUACUGGAGAGGCACCAGCAGCCAAGGCUCCUGUAGCUGACGGACGUGGUGCUCGUCGUGGAGGAUACUCCGGAAACGAAGGUGCAUUCCGUGACCGUAACGCUGGCAGCGCCAACAACCAAGGCAAGCCAACCGAUGACUCUGUCCGACAAGAUCGUCACCCAAGACGUGAAGGUGGUGGACGUGGCCGAGGUGGUGCUCGUGGAGGCGCCAAAUUCGAUCGUCACAGCCGUGGUGUCGGAGGUGAUUCCGAGAAGCAAGCUGCUCAUGGCUGGGGUGCUACCGAAGGUGGUGCUGAGCUCGCUGAUGAGCAAGCCGGUGAAGCUAUUGCCAAGACCGAGGCUAAGGAAGAUGGUGAAGCAGCUGAGGCCGCCGCUGAAGAGGCUGAGCCAGAAGACAACAGUGUCUCUUACGCCGAUUACCUCGCUCAAUUAGAGGAGAAGAGAGCCGCACUCAACGCCGCUACUCCUGAAGCUCGCAAGCCAGACAGCAAGCUCGACAAGAAGUGGGCCAACGCCAAGCCUAUCUCCAAGGAGGACGAGGAAGACUUCGUCGCUGGAACUGGUGGCAAGGCUAAGCGUGAACGCCAACGCACUCAGAAGCAAACCAUUGAGAUUGAUCAACGUUAUGUUGAACCCACUGAACGUGGUGGUGGUAGAGGAGGCUUCCGUGGAGGCCGCGGACGUGGUGAUGGACCACCACGUGGCGACAGAGGAGGUUUCCGAGGACGUGGUGAGGGCCAACGUGGACGCGCUCGUGGCGAUAGAGGCCCACCACGCCAAAGUGCCCCAAGAAACGGAGGUGCUUCUGCAUCCAUCCAAAUUGAGGACCAAUCUGCUUUCCCAAGCCUUGGCGCCUAAAGUUUCAUUGAAACUGAACCUGCCGAUCUUUCACAACAUGGCAUAACAUGAUAUGUAGAAAUGAUCUCAAAAAAUUUGUGUUUUACGCAAUCGUUAUAUGAGAAACAAAAAAUUUGAUUAAAAAACGGGCCAAAAUUGCAUUGUGAACUGGUUAAUGAAGGAUUUUGCUCAUAAUGAAUGUACAGAGAGGUUCUACGACUAAAAGGGACGUAUUGGCUCUCAAUUAUGUUUCGUGAUGGGAUAUUUCUCUUUUCCACUUUUACAACUUGUCUUUUUGUCUUUCUUUGGUCUUACCUUGCGGAUGGUGAUGUGACGGUCUGGGGGUGGGAUUUGGUUACCUGGACUUUUCUUCGCAUUUCACUUGCUUGUAACGGUAGAUAAAAUGAAACGGGUGUUUUCUCUCUAUCUUGAUUUUGGGGGUCUUGAUAUUUAUUUGUUGCUUAGACCUUGGCUCUUUGAUAGAAACAUAUCAAUGGGAAAGGGAAGUAAUGAAGUCUAGCUCGAAUGUCUUUUCAUCCAUGAAGUGAGAUAGGUGCGUAGCAAGAGCUACCAAUUAUAUGACACGCCUGCUGUUUCAUGGUACAUCUGAUGUCCUUGUCUGUAUAUAUGUAGUCAGCUAUGGAGAAGGUAUGUCCAAGGAAUUUUAGAUUUACAAGUCUGAGAUUUCCCGAGUACAUUAUUAU
This is a messenger RNA of Botrytis sinoallii, 1673 nucleotides long. RefSeq lists its product as uncharacterized. The coding region runs from base 1 to 990 and encodes 329 amino acids. Lineage: Eukaryota; Fungi; Ascomycota; Leotiomycetes; Helotiales; Sclerotiniaceae. Gene Ontology annotation, molecular function: RNA binding. The transcript is spliced from 5 exons. Gene Ontology annotation, cellular component: nucleus; cytoplasm. The record is from RefSeq and is a predicted model, not a curated record.